AUGCAGUUAAUGCCCCCUGCUCCCAAUGUUGAUCCACUCCUCAAUCCUUGGGCUUUAGAGAAGGUUUAUUUAUAUAAUGCAUUUUCCAAUGAACUGCCUCAAAUCAUUUUCUUGUCUCGCUUUUGUAGUGCUCAUUUAGAAGAAAACCAGACUUUGAAGAUGAAAGUUGUUCAUGCACUGAGUCACAAUUUCCGUAGUGCUACCAAAAUAGUGCGAACUCCCCUUUCGUUACCAAUCAAACCUGGGCAUGUUCUUGUCAAAGUCAUUUAUGCUGGUGUAAAUGCUAGUGAUGAAGCUGAGGUGAAUAUGAUAAUCACGGAUUACUAUAUGCUUGGAAUGACCGGAUAUGAUUUGCUCAAGAAAAUUAAGGAAUCUUCAUCUCUCAAAUCCAUACCAGUUGUGAUCAUGUCAUCUGAGAAUGUUCCUUCAAGAAUAAGCAGGUGA
Molecule: messenger RNA, 444 nt
Organism: Impatiens glandulifera
Lineage: Eukaryota; Viridiplantae; Streptophyta; Magnoliopsida; Ericales; Balsaminaceae
Product: two-component response regulator ORR3-like
Exons: 5
Coding region: 1-444 (147 amino acids)
Biological process (GO): phosphorelay signal transduction system; cytokinin-activated signaling pathway
Source: RefSeq, a predicted model, not a curated record